UUCAACGCUCCGAGCUCGGAUACGUUCAAUAACAGUGACAUCUUGAGGAAGCUGAAACUCUCCAAGCCUCCUCUCUGCUCCACCUCCAGCCUCUGUUGCACUGUUCCUCCCACCCUCAUGCUUCCCAGCAGAAACGCAGAGGUGUUUGAUCAAACUUGCCGUGCAGCGGCUGGAGGUGAUCCCCCCACUUCGCCGGACGUCAAGGUGUCUCCGCGCUCUGUGACAAUGGCCAUCUCUGUCUCUCUCCAGUGCCUCGGCCUCACCAUACUCGCAGCUAUCCUCCUCCAGACGGUCGCGGUGGCCAUAAGUUUCAUGUACUUCCACAAAGUCCUGAACACGAUGCAGGACAGUUUUUCCCGGAGCAGCGUAUCCUGUCUGACAAAUGCGAAGCUGCAGCCAGAGUUCCAGGACCCAGCAGCCGAGGGCAGGAAAAGCAGUGAUCCCUGUUGGCAGGUCACACAGCAGCUCCACUACCACAUCGAGAAGAAGAUUGCUGACAGAUUCCAGAGGGAGAUAUCCACUGCUAUGAGAAAUAAGUUGACAGGAGUGCUGCCUAUCUUGGGCCCUGGGGUCCGUGGGGUCCCUCUUCCUAAAGUCGCUGCCCAUGUGACCGGGGUUACCUCAUCGUCGAAGGCUCCAGCAGCACCAGAAAGCCCGCGGAGCAGCAGGGGGUACUCUGGCGAGCGCAUCCGAGCGUGGGAGGGCCAGAGGGGUCUGUCCUUCCUGCAGAACAUGGAGCUUAAAGGAGGGGAGCUGCUCGUACCAACUGCAGGCUUGUACUACAUCUACGCCCAGACCUACUUUAGGCUUCCGUCUGUGGGGGAGACGGACGGGGAAGCAGCAGACGAUGAGGGAGCAGAACUCGUCCAGUACAUUUAUAAAAAGAUGAGUUCCUACACAGGACCCAUCCUGUUGAUGAAAUCGUCCCGGAGCGUGUGCUGGCCUCGGGGUCAGGAGCCAGGCCUCUUCUCCCUGCAUCAGGCCGGCACUGCUUUCCUGCAGCCAGCCGACCGCCUCUUCGUCACCGUCAGCAACGCCAGCGCCAUGGAAAUGGACGGGAGGGCGAGCUACUUUGGGGCUUUCCUGGUGGACUAACGGCAUUAACUGAGGCUUUCCGGAGUCGUCGGUAGACUACAUCAGUCACCAUGGGAAGAAACGGGGCUGGAAGACGAGAAGAUCUUCUUAUGGAGUGGAGCUGGGAUCGCUCUAAACUGCAGAGGAAAACUCUGAAUGCACCGCCCCUCAAAAAGGAAUGAAGAUGAGCUGUUUAUGCUGUGCAUAUAGUCCAGCAGUGACCUGUGAGCACUGAUCACAUGUAGCAGUGGCUGGAAAUAAGAACGCACAUGGAUUAAGUUGGAGAAACUGAAUUGCAAACAUUGGGAUUGCUCUCUGUCGGAAACUGACCAAAUGGACGUCACUGUGUAACCUUUCAACUUUUUCCAGCGAUGGACACAAACUCGUAUAUGGUAUUGUUUACAAAUGUAUUCAUACUGAUAAAAGGAUUUAAUUGACUUUUUUUUUCUCAGGGUGUAAAACGAAGUAAAAACUAUAGAUAUUAUGUUGA
Messenger RNA from Poeciliopsis prolifica (blackstripe livebearer), 1564 nucleotides. Its product is annotated as tumor necrosis factor ligand superfamily member 10-like. The record is from RefSeq and is a predicted model, not a curated record. NCBI's taxonomy places the organism in Eukaryota, Metazoa, Chordata, Actinopteri, Cyprinodontiformes, Poeciliidae. The coding region runs from base 118 to 1095 and encodes 325 amino acids. Gene Ontology annotation, molecular function: tumor necrosis factor receptor binding. The transcript is spliced from 6 exons. Gene Ontology annotation, biological process: immune response. Gene Ontology annotation, cellular component: membrane.